Phascolarctos cinereus (koala) is the source of this 4655-nucleotide messenger RNA. RefSeq names its product chromosome unknown C14orf132 homolog (gene CUNH14orf132). The record is from RefSeq and is a predicted model, not a curated record. NCBI's taxonomy places the organism in Eukaryota, Metazoa, Chordata, Mammalia, Diprotodontia, Phascolarctidae.
GGCUGGGGCUGAACAGCUCUGUAGGAGGCGGUCACAUGGUAGGGCGGGAGCCAGCCCGCCUUCUCCAGGACUACCCCCAGCCUCAUAUCUGCCAGGCCAACAGCCUCGCUGCCCAGAGCCCAAGAGGUGUACGGGUCCCCCAUACCAACCCCACUAAGCUGCGGGGACUGGUGAGACAGCUGCCAUCGCUAGGCGCAAGAGCCAAGUCAGCCACCACCUCCUACUCCUCCCCUCCCGACCCCAGCAGCUGGAGCUGCAGCAGCAGCAGCGGUGACAGUAGCAGCAGCAACAGCAGCGAAGGCAGCAGCGAAGGCGGCGGCGGCGGCGAAAACAGAGAAGGCAGCAGCCACAGCAGGAGCAGCCACACCAUGGACCUUUCAUUUAUGGCCGCCCAGAUUCCUGUUAUGGGAGGGGCUUUUAUGGAUUCACCAAAUGAAGACUUUAGUACAGAAUACUCCUUGUUUAGCUCAUCGGCCAAUGUGCACACAGCCACUUCAGGGCCAAACCAACUGGAAGACCCACCUCGUUCUUCCAAUGAUGUCAUCUUAUUAUGGAUUGCCAUAAUAGCCACCAUUGGGAACAUUGUGGUGGUAGGCGUUGUCUAUGCCUUCACCUUCUGAGCAAAACAAAGACCAAGCAGCUGGUGAGCGUGAGGCCUGACCCUGCUAAAUGGAAGGAGUGGUGGUAAUCAUGUGUGAAGCAGAAUCCUGCUGGUAUGGACAGCCAGUAACUGUGUGUUUUUCUUCUCCCUAUCCUUGUAGAUAGAAUUAGGCCAUGCUGUGCCAAGAUACUGGUUGCCUCAUCAUUUAGUUCUCACCAAGGUCUACAAAUGAAAGUUGACAAACAGGGCCAGCUUUCAGUUUUUUACACAGUCCUUUCAAAGUCUGAGGGUAAAAACUUGAAUAGUGCUAAAGAUGAGUAUUGUACUUUGAAAAUUCAAUUCGGUUUUGACAGGCAACUGCUAUGCCUUCUAAAGGCUCAAAGUUCAUUUGGAAAACUAGGGGAAACAAAUUAACUUGCACAUUUUUCCUGCUUUUUUCCCCCUUCCAGCUGGAUUUUCUGGGGGGGUUUUGUGGGUGAAGGGACAGAACUUGGGAAAUGAGAUCUGGGAAAUGAGUACUGUAUAACUAAGUUAACUAAAUACAGUUAUACAGUACUCAAAUACUAGUAUUUUUAUGAUAGAAAUAGAUGUUUUCUAUCUCCUUCUGAAAAAUUAGAGAUUGUUGUAACUAGAUACUAUCUUAGAUUUGAUGUUGUCCAAACUCUUCAUUUUCCAGAUUAGAAAAGUGAGGUGCAUACAGGGGUUGCCUAAGGUCACAUAGCUAAUUAACAGUAGAACAGAGAACAGAACCCAGGUUUCCCGGUUCCUCAGCCACUGCUAUUUCCAUUCCCUGGUUUCUCUUUUAGGGAAGGAGAAAUGGUCCUUGAUGAGCUGAUUCAGGGAUACUUAAAACUCUUCCACAUAAAAAAACAGACAGCCCCACUGGUUAUAUUUCAAAGUUUGAAAUGAUCAUGAUAUAAUUUGAUAUCUCUUGAAUAUAUUUUUGCAUGCCUUGUUUUAUUUCCAAUUUCCUUCUGGAAUUAUGCUAGGUAAGACAAUUCCUAGGUGAAAGAAGAGUUCAAGAAUUGCUGAAAGUAGAAUCUCUCCCACUGAGGUUCAAAUCAAAGAGUCCUCUUCUUCCUUCCAUAGAAAUGCUGCUGCCCCCAACAGCCUCAAGACACGUGCAACACCAUGGGAAAUGGAAAAUGAAAGGGAAGGGGAGCCUCUUUCCAGGAACCUAGAGUUCUUUCUCUCAUUAUUAUAGGAGGGGCUACUAUAAGUCUAUCAUGUGGGUAUUGUUUGUGAUUAAGAAAAUUAAAAUAAUCUUCUGCCCUUGGGGCAGCAAUUGUUACUACAGAAAGCUUAAAUUUGCCCAGGCCACCAUCCAGGAGAAUGAAUGAUUUUUUAGGACAGAGAAAGAAACAGCCUAAUUUUACUAGUGACACCAUUAAGGGAUUGCUAUUGAGAAACUAUGGCAACAGAAUUAUCAGUCUGACUGUGCCCACAGAUUGGCUCCAAAAGGGAAUUGGCUAUGUCUCUUUUUUACAGCUGGACAUCCGAGACUGUUAAUAUUCAAGUGGAAGUCUCUGAACAGUUUGCAAAGCAUGGCUCAUUUUAUUAUUGUACUCUAACCACCAGAAAAUCACCUUUGUAUGAAGAAAGAAGAUUUGGUAGGCCAGUUGGGACUCCAGCUUUAUAUUGCUAUGGCUGUGCAAUAUUCUCUGGAUUUGUGGUUUGGCCAUAUUUUCUUAUUUUUUUUAAAGAUUAUUUCAGGUCUGUCCACUCCUAUAUGGGAAGGCUUUCCUGAGCACUGAAGCCUUUCUUACAAGGAUCAUUUAAUUUAUCAGCAAAUACUUAAUGUCUCCUGCAUGUCAGGCACUGCACUAGGCACUAUGGAUGCAAAGACAAAAAUAAUUAAAAAUGAAACAGUCCCUGCUUUCUAGAAGCCCUUUUGAUCACUGCAGGCCUGGAGAGAUAGUGCAAGUUGUUAAUACUCAGGAGAGGUAGUGUCCUGAGACUGUGGAAAACCUCUCUGGACUCUGUAAACAUUUGUCAUUGGCUUGGUUUCCCAUUGCUUUGGAUCACAGGAUCUUAGAGCUAGAAGGAGUUGAAGAGUCCAUCUAAUUCAGCCCCAAUCCAAGGCAUGAAUACCAUUUAUGGUAUCUCCAGCAAGUGGUCAUCUAGCAAUCUGCAAGAAUUCCAUUGGGCCUGAAGGUCUCUUGGAGUCCAAACUGGGUGGGAGAAAGGGACAUAAGAUAAAGAGGGAGAAAGAGAAAAGGAAGCAAUGUGUAGCUCAUAACCUUUGGAGAGCAACUUGGUAAUUUGACACCACCCACUUAAUUAUGGUUUUCUUCUGUCUUCUUAAUCUCUGCUAGGUAUUGAGGAUCCUUAGGAUUUGGGGAACAGAUAUCAAUAAAAUUCAACUCCGUAUAUGAUCCCACUAUUUUCAAGUUCACAUUUAAUCCCUUCUAUUUCCUCAAGUAGACAGAUAAAAUAAAGAUGGUAGUUGUAUAAUAAUAAUAAUGGUAAUAGUUAUAACUGACAUUUAUACGAAACCUUAAGAUUUGCAAAGAAUUUUAUACAUAUCUCAAUCUCAUUUGAUCCUCACAACAAUUCUGUGAGGUAGGUGCUAUUAUUAUUAUCAGUGACCAAUUAAUGACAAAAGGAAGUGAGGUGUGAUUUUCAGCACAUGUAACCAAAGUGAGUUAGAAUUAAGCUAUUAGGAGUCAGAUGAUUUCGUUAGUUUAGCCAGUCACCUUUUGGCUGAUAAAACAUGACCUGUUUCAGCCAGAGAAAGUAGAUCCCUAAUUCAAAUGGCCCUUCAUUUUUAAAAGGCUAAGCUACCAAGUGAUCACCAAAGGGCUUCAAAACCAGUAGAUCCAUGCAGCCCUGAGUUUAGGUAAUUGAGAAAAUAGUUUGUGGAUCUUGGCCUAAACUGGGCCUGGGUAUGUCAUUAGCAGCUAACAAACAUUAACUCCAAAUGGCAGAAUAGAGCAAAUGAGAGAAAUUUCAUAGGACCCUAUGACUUAUAGCUAGAAGACAUCUUAGAAAUUACCUAAUCUUACCCCAUAAUUUUCCAGGGAGUAAACUGAAGCUUAGGGAAGUCAAUUGGUUUGUUUAAAUUCACAGAGGUAGUAAGCAGAAUCAGAAUUUAAACCUAGAUCCAGUGAUUCCAAAUUCAUUAUUCUUGGGUAGGCAGAUUUAAAUUCAAUAUGAUGUAGGACUUUUCUAAUAAUCAGAGAUAUCCAGCAGUACUAUGGAAUACAUUAGAAUAGAUAAUGAGCUCCCUAACAGUGAAUAUUCAGUUCCAUUUAAGAACGAUUUAUUAAAUAUUUAUGGUGUGUAAGCAUUGUUGUAGACACUUGAAAAACAAAAAUUAAAAAGAAAGUCCCUUCCCUCACAUUCAAUUGGAAGGUUGUACCAUAUGUACACAGAUAAGUAAUGAAGUGAUUGGAGGAUGGGUUCAGGGAAAAACUGUAACACCUGGGAAAGUUAGGAAAGCCCCAGUAAGCGGUGGUACCUGAGUUGAGCCUUGAAGGCAGUAAGGAGUACCAAGAAGCAAAGAUGAAGAGGGAGAGCAUUACAAGCACUCUCUACAAAAGCAUGGAAGUGAUUCAUGUUUAAAUAUUAAGGACAUAAUAGAGGAGAUUCCCUCACCAAAUGAACCUUAAGUUCUUUUAAACUUUGAGAUUUUUAUCUUGAUGCACAAGAUUAUUUGUAGGAUUGUAGAACCCCAAAUAGGAUCAUAGAUUCCUAAAUCCUUUAGCUCUCAGAGCUUGGGUGUUUCAGACAUAUGGGUCUGUUCCUUCACUUCCAGUUACAGAAUAUUGACUGUCAGAGUCUGCCAUGGAUUAUACUAAACCCUAAGAACUCAUGGAGGUAACUCUAGUCAUUAGGGCAUUUUCCUGAUCUUUCCUACCUUGCCACCAGUGCUAUACAUGGGAUAGAUUGCCCCAUGUUUCAUAAGAUUCCCUCGUUGGGCAGUCCUACAUAUCUUAUAAUCCUUGUUUCUAAGGUGACCUUUUCUCCUUUUCCAAAAGGAAUAUUUUUAACCAUGUAUUCUUCACACCACUCUUGCAUAUGGACUAUGGAAGAAUAAAUGUAUGGGCAUGUU